AUGACGGACAUAAGCCAUUUCCCAAACCUCAACCAUGCUGAAUUCGCAGAAGCCUGCCACCUACUAGACAGCAGAUAUCGCCAGGCUACACUUGGACCGCUGCGGCGAAGAUGGAAGCUCAAUGUCUGUACUGCGCUGGCCACGUCGUUUUCGCACGACAACGACGGCCACACUACAUACAUACAAAUCGUUCGCCCGCUGGAAGGGGAUGUUGAUCUGCCGUUUGACCUGGGCGGCUUUUCAAUCUCCGAGAAUGCUACUGAGAACUUGACUAAUUCACUCGACGCUGAAAUGUUGGAAACGGAAGAGUCAGACAAGCAUGUCAUUCCAACCCGAAACGCCGGCCCCGAUGUUGGCUAUGUAACAUAUGAGAUUCACCUCCAUCCUACAUAUCGUGUGCCGUGCCUGUGGUUUACUCUGCAUGGGCUGCCCGAGUCCGAGUCAGCCUUCAGCAUCGACACCGUUUUCCGCCGCUUGGUCCCUGAUAGCUAUAAAGAGACUCUCCGUGCCGGCCUGGGCAUCGGCGCCAUAUCAACAGACCACCAUCCUGUCACUGGGCUACCGUCCUUCUUUAUCCACCCCUGCCAGCUAGCUGAGGCGAUGACGCCGUUUCCAUGUAGCAAGCGAGAUUAUUUGAUCAUAUGGCUCGGAAUAGUCGGCGGCUGCGUCAGUCUCUGGGCGCCCAAGGAACUAAUGGUGCAGUGA
Molecule: messenger RNA, 705 nt
Organism: Beauveria bassiana ARSEF 2860
Lineage: Eukaryota; Fungi; Ascomycota; Sordariomycetes; Hypocreales; Cordycipitaceae
Product: Autophagy-like protein 3
Exons: 3
Coding region: 1-705 (234 amino acids)
Biological process (GO): macroautophagy; protein modification by small protein conjugation; protein lipidation
Cellular component (GO): intracellular anatomical structure
Molecular function (GO): Atg12 transferase activity
Source: RefSeq, a predicted model, not a curated record